AGGUCAAUGUGAGCUUGUCCUCGUUGCCAAAUAACAGACAAGUGCAGUGUUUUGUAAUCAACUCUACUACCUCACCUAGUGAAAUCUCAUUGGCUAGCGAGGGAAGGUAGCCUGGCAUCAUGCGUCAUGUGAUCUCUGCUCCGGUCCCAGUAGCGCAGGGAGGGGCCAUGUUUGUUUUGGACGGUGACUCUCACACAGAUCUGGGACAUUGAUUUCAAGCAUGUUCCAUAGAUGCGGGAUGGUUUUGGUGGUCCUUUGCGAACGCUGACACUUGUGUAUUUUAUUAGCAGCCCGUGACGCAGACGAGCGGGAGAAGUGGAUUCAUGCCUUAGAGGGGACGAUUCUUCGCCACACCCUUCAGCGGGAGGCAGAAACAGGAUUCGUUCCCAGCGUUCAUGACUUCGACAAGAAACUAGCUGAAGCUGAUGCGUAUUUGCAAAUUUUGAUCGACCAGUUAAAACUCUUCGAUGAGAAGAUUAAAGACUGCAAAGAAGAUGAGUCACGCAGAAAAAUCGAGAACCUGAAGGACACGACUUGUAGUAUGGUAGAGUCCAUCAAACACUGUAUUGUACUACUACAGAUUGCCAAGGAUCAAAGUAAAGAACAGCAACACGCAAACGGACUGAUAAGCACCAUAAACCCAGUGGAUGGGGUAUUCCAGCCUACCCCUCUCAACACCUCUGUAGUCAGUGCCAUGCCAACGCAGACCACUCUACCCACAGAUGGAGCUCAGGUGUGUAAAACGGAACAGAGGCCUUCUUCUUUACCCGUGGGCCCUGUUGUUACGGUGAUGGGCAGCCUUCAGACCCCCACUCCCAACAGCACAGGGAGUGGUCCCUCGGCUCCCAGCAGCAGCGUGACUUCACCCAGUCACAUGAACGUACCACCCCACACUGUCCCUGACUUCUCCUAUUCCAGCAGUGAAGACGAGUUUUAUGAUGCUGAUGAGUUUUAUAACAGCAGCACCUCGCCGAAACACUGCAUAGAUUCGAACAGAACCGCUGAUGUGAACAGUGAAGACAGCACAGCCCUGAAACGGCCAGACACCAACGAAUCAAUCAACUCCUCCAUGUCGAACGGCACCACUGAUGCAGAUCAGUUUGACAGUCAUGAUGAGAGAGAUGAUGACCCUGAGGGUGAAUCUGUGGAAGAACACAAAAGUGUCAUCAUGCAUCUGCUGUCUCAAGUGCGACUGGGCAUGGAUCUCACCAAGGUCGUCUUGCCGACGUUUAUCUUGGAGCGGAGGUCUUUGCUGGAAAUGUAUGCAGAUUUCUUUGCACACCCAGAUUUGUUUGUAAGUAUUGCAGAGCAGCAGGAUCCAAGGGACCGCAUGGUGCAUGUGGUAAAGUGGUACCUCUCAGCCUUUCACGCUGGUCGGAAAGGAUCUGUGGCCAAGAAGCCCUACAACCCCAUUCUGGGCGAGGUGUUCUUCUGUCACUGGGACUUGCCUUCCGAAACAGAGGAUCCUGCUGCUUCUGAGUCUCUAUCAGACGGGCCAGUGCCGUGGAGUAGCAAAAACAGUGUGUCGUUUGUGGCAGAGCAGGUUUCUCACCACCCUCCUAUAUCUGCAUUUUAUGCUGAGUGUUUCAGCAAAAAAAUCCAGUUCAACGCUCACAUCUGGACGAAAUCAAAGUUCCUUGGAAUGUCAAUUGGUGUCCAUAAUAUUGGUCAAGGUUGUGUGUCUUGUCUUGAAUAUGAUGAACAUUAUAUUCUUACUUUUCCCAAUGGCUAUGGAAGAUCAAUCCUCACUGUGCCAUGGGUAGAGCUGGGUGGAGAGUGCAAUAUUUCCUGUUCCAAAACUGGCUACAGUGCCAAUAUAGUUUUCCACACCAAACCAUUCUACGGAGGAAAGAAGCACAGAAUAACUGCUGAGAUAUUUGCUCCCAAUGAUAAGAAGUCAUUCUACUCCAUAGAGGGAGAGUGGAAUGGUGUCAUGUAUUCAAAACUGGCUACCGGGGAAAAUGCAGUAUUCAUUGACACAAAGAAAAUGGGCAUCAUUAAGAAGAAAGUGCGGAAAUUGGAGGAUCAGUUGGAGUAUGAAUCCAGAAGUUUGUGGAAGGACGUGACCGUGAACCUGAAACUGGCGGACAUUGAUGCUGCGACGGAAGCCAAACACAGGCUGGAGGAGAAACAGAGGGCGGAGGCCAGAGAAAGGAAGGAGAAGGAAAUGCAAUGGGAGACGAGACUGUUUCAUGAGGAUGGUGAAUGCUGGGUCUACGACAAGCCCCUUCUAAAGCGACUAGCAUCGCAACGACACUGAGGCCGUCUCCAAAACAGCAGAGUCUAGAAAAGAGAACUCUCUUGCAAACCACUUUUCUUAUUCAGCCUUGGAAUGACUGACGAAUGAACCCUUAUAGCUUUGCAUUUUCAAAGUUUGAACGAAUGAUAAGAAAACACAAACUUAAUCUAUACAAAUAAAAAACCUCCCUGCUCACUAGUUCAACACUUCCAGCUCUCUAUCACCCUUUGAGGAAGAAAACACACCACGGACACACAGAAGACGUGAUCAGAAGCCCUCACAAAUCAAACAAGCGCGCUCGUCUCUGCAGAAGAAGAAUGAUCCCAGCGGACGUCUCUCUCUCUUUCUCCCACUCCAGAGGGGUUUUUAUCGAACAAACUCUGAAAACUACAGCGUUCUGUAUCUCAGGGAAGCAGCGGACUGAGGAUUGAAAGCUGUAUCUUAAUGUUCGAAAAGCCUUAACGGUGGAACCACACAGUAAAGAAAAUGAGAACUUGGUUCACAUCCUGCUAGCUAUAUAUAUAAGAUAUGAUAUAUUCUUGUUUUCCUUUUAUCUUCUUUCUCUAGGGCAAUAGUAACUGUUUGAAUAUACGUUGUGUACGGCAGCCAUUCCCUUUAUGUUCCACUUCAUCAUCAGCCUUUCAUGCUACAAAAGCCACAAUAAGAAAAUGUACCAUUUACAUUACAUGGGCUAAAAUUUGAAACAACUUUGCCAUGGUUGUAAUCCAUUCCAAUUUGUUUGUUUUUUUGUUAGGCUUUUUUUUUGAGAGGGGAGACUGUAUUUUUUAUAGAAUGCUGCUUGAGUGUCCACACAAUUUAUCAACUUAGCAUAAAGUUGGACUGUCCAGUAGGAAAUCGCAACAGUGCACAAUAAAACCAUUUGACAAAUCUGUGCUUAUCCUGCUGAGGUUGAGCAACGUUAUCACAAAUGUCCCUACAAUCUCACCUUCUGUGAGAUGUCACAUUGUAAUUCAAAUACAGUAAAUAUAGGUUUCAUAUAGUCAUGCAUCAGAAAGAUCUGAUCCUCUUUCUUGAAGGUAGAAGUCUGUAGAUGCAUGGAGUCACUCAGGUCAGUGUUUUCUCCUGGAAUGACGUCUAUACAUUGUGUAACAUAAUCAACAAGUAAAAUCUAAUUGUAUGAUCCUUUUUUUCUGAGAUGCAAUUAGAGCAAAACUGGCAAAACAAUAUUACUGCUAUAGUUUAAAGAAAGCCACUUGCUCUUAAUAUUCUGUAAUAAAUUGGAGGCCUUAUGAAGUAAAGGUUACUUUCGCCUAGUAUUGCUUUUCAGAAGCAAUCCCAAACAAUUUUUUCAUUGCUUGACAACAGUUGAUUGUACCAGAUUUCCAUGUAUCAAAAUAUAAUAUUAAAUCUCAGUGAGACCAA
Messenger RNA from Carassius gibelio (silver crucian carp), 3622 nucleotides. Its product is annotated as oxysterol-binding protein-related protein 9-like. The transcript is spliced from 22 exons. NCBI's taxonomy places the organism in Eukaryota, Metazoa, Chordata, Actinopteri, Cypriniformes, Cyprinidae. Gene Ontology annotation, molecular function: sterol binding. The record is from RefSeq and is a predicted model, not a curated record. Bases 542 to 2260 code for a protein of 572 amino acids. Gene Ontology annotation, cellular component: intracellular membrane-bounded organelle; cytosol; membrane.